Molecule: messenger RNA, 822 nt
Organism: Cercopithifilaria johnstoni
Lineage: Eukaryota; Metazoa; Nematoda; Chromadorea; Rhabditida; Onchocercidae
Source: the annotation of a GenBank genome assembly
AUGCGCGAGGAGUCCCAUGGAAUAUCAUCUCAUCUUCUAGUUCGGCAAAAGACUGACAAAAUCUUUCUUACCGCGGCGGUGAGUCCGAUCGUUGCAUGGCGUCUCGAAUACUUGGGCCAUGUUGUAAUUGCAGUACAGAGCAGGUGUGAGGACGAUUUGAGACUUUUGCCGGUGACGAUUAGGGUUUCAAUGAGUGAAGGUGGUGGUAAACGUUCGGAUGAUGAAGGUGAUGAUUUACUGUGGAACGAUUUCGAGAAUUGUGCACAGUCGGUCACACUCUUAUAUCGUAAUCCAUCAUGGAAGGCGAUGCAAACAGCUGCUGCAUCUACCACCCAGCUUUACAAAAGUGGUAUUGAACAUAAGAAAAAAGCAUAUGACCGAGGUUAUUUAGCGGGUCGCCAAACUCUUGCACGUGAAAUUUAUGCCUUGCGUCGUUAUAAUGGAGUUUCUGUUGAUGACGUCUGGAAAUUAUUAUCAAAAAUUGUUUGUGCUGCGGAAUACGGGUAUUCUUCGCGGAGUUCAACUCCGGAACAAACUGAUAGUCCAGCAGUUUCAUUCUUUCAACAGGGUUAUAAUGAAAACUGGCUUGUUGCAAAUCUUACAUCUACAUCACUAGAAAGGAGGGAUUAUAAGUUCGAUAAGAAGAUGGAAAGUUUCCAUAAAUGCUGGAAAGAAGCAGGAGCGUUAUGUAUCCCUGCUAAUGUCGCCUGUCCACAGCGUGAUACUGAAUUGAAUACUUUUCUGUCGCGUCAAGUUCAUCGGCGUCGUAAACGACGUCAUUCACCGUCGGAAUUUCCUUAUAAAAAGAUUUUCCGCUCAUAA